AUUAGGCACAUCCUCACAAACCAAUGUGAACCUGAUUUUUCAAGUACACCAGAUUCUUAGAAACAUAUCCCAUGGAAUCCGCAAAACCAUAGGCAACAUGAUCUAAUCUGUGUUGGCCUCCUCUUCAUAAGGUAGAGUUUGAACUAUCUACUAAUAACAGGUUUGAAAAAAUUCCAUAAGACAACACCAUGUGACCUCUUAUAUGACCUUGUCUCCUAAUAGGUCCCAUUUCAUAGCCUGCAACCACAACCAACCAUUCAAUUACCCAUUUAUUACAUAUCCUUCAUCUAUAUAUAUGUUCAUGGUUGCAAGGAUAUGGCAGCAACACAAGUCAUUCACAUCCUAAAGCACAGGAAACUCAAACACUUGCAUCUUAUUACAAGUCAUUUGUAAAACUAGUCUUUCUUCAUCCCAUACAACAAUGGGUUUUCGGUUAUCCAGUAUUGUAAGAAAGGCAUCAUUUACUUCGUCUUCAAAAGCUAUGGAAGUGCCAAAGGGUUAUCUUGCAGUUUACGUUGGAGAGAAAAUGAAGCGGUUUGUGAUCCCUAUAUCAUACUUGAACCAGCCUUCAUUUCAAGACUUGCUAAGUCAAGCUGAGGAAGAAUUUGGAUACGAUCAUCCAAUGGGUGGUCUCACAAUUCCUUUUGAAGAAAAUAUGUUCUUAGAUAUCACUUCUCGCUUGAGUUGAUGCUAGCACCAUCAAGAUUAGGCUGACUUAGAAAUAGAUUACUUAACACAAUUUUUGUAACAAUUUCUUAUCCUGAGAAAGAUUUUCUCCAUUUUUUGUUAUCCUACUAUUCAUCUCAAUGAGAAAUUUAUGAACAUAAACUUUUGUCUCCAA
Molecule: messenger RNA, 841 nt
Organism: Arachis ipaensis
Lineage: Eukaryota; Viridiplantae; Streptophyta; Magnoliopsida; Fabales; Fabaceae
Product: auxin-induced protein 10A5-like
Biological process (GO): response to auxin
Source: RefSeq, a predicted model, not a curated record